GCGGUCCAUUUUCGAAAAACCGGAAGUACGGGCGGUGAACUUGUGGAAGAGGAAUUCCUGUCUGAGCGUGAGGGGGGCGUGACUUCGGUUGCUAAGGAGCGGCUUGGUGUAGUCAAGGCUCGUCUUGUUUAUAUGGUUUGAAAGAAGGCGGCCACGCGAGAGAGUGGAUAAGGAAGAGCGGCGGUUGAAGCAUGAGCCAGGAUGAAAGAUUUGCUUUCGUUGCAGAAUGGUAUGAUUCAAAUGCUUCACUUUUCCGACGUUAUGAAUUGCUAUAUUAUCCAAAAGAUGGGUCAGUGGAGAUGUAUGACAUGAAAAACCGCUGUAGAUUUCUCAAUCGCACCAAGUAUGAAGAUCUGCACUUUAAAGAUCUGUUUGUGGGAAACAGAAUUACAAUAUUCUCCCGCCACCUUAAUUUGGUUGACUAUGCUGAUCAGUACACUGCCCGUAUGUUGGGGAGUUCUAAAGAAAGAACCUUGGCAUUAUUAAAACCUGAUGCAGCACUCAAACUUGGGGAUAUCCUUGAUUUGAUUAUUAAUUCUGGUUUUACUAUUAGUAAGGCCAAAAUGAUGCAGCUUUCAAGGGCAGAGGCAACCGAUUUCCAUGCAGACCAUCUAUCUAAACCUUAUUACAAUGAACUUCUUGAAUUUAUUACAAGUGGCCCUGUGGUUGCCUUGGAGAUCUUGGGAGAUGAUGCGAUAUCCAGAUGGAAAAAUUUAUUAGGCCCUGCAAACUCUGUGGUGGCCCGAAGUGAUUCUCCAGACAGCAUUAGGGCACUUUUUGGAACUGAUGGCAUAAGAAAUGUAGCUCAUGGCCCUGAUUCCUUUGCUUCUGCUGCUAGAGAGCUGGAGUUGUUUUUUCCUUCCAGUGGAGGCCGUGGACCUGCAAAUACAGCAAAAUAUACACACUGUACCUGUUGCAUUAUUAAGCCUCAUGCAGUUAAAGAAGGUCUAACUGGAAAGAUAAUCAAAUCAAUAAUUGAUAAAGGAUUUGAAAUCUCAGCCUUGCAGAUGUUCUACAUGGAUCGUGCAAAUGCAGAUGAAUUCUAUGCCAUUUACAAAGGUGUUGUUGCUGAAUAUCCUGAAAUGGUUGUAGAACUUUGUUCAGGACCCUGUAUAGCUCUAGAGAUUAGACAGAUUGAUCCUGAAAAAAUAUUCAGAGACUUCUGUGGGCCUUCUGAUCCUGAAAUAGCCCGAUAUCUUCGUCCUGGUACACUUCGUGCUAUCUAUGGCAAGAACAAGAUCCAGAAUGCUGUUCAUUGUACAGAUCUUCCAGAAGAUGGUCUUUUGGAGGUCCAAUAUUUUUUUAACAUCUUGGACAAGUAACCAACGAAUUGAAUACUGCAAGACAGGGCAUAAGCUGCUUUCAAAAGAGAAGCCACAGGAUGGGAGAUGUGUGUUUAUUCAUUUAUUGUCCAAUGUUUUUAACCUGACUGAAAUACAAGAUCAACAAGAGCACUGUACUCCUGGCUAUUACAUAUGUUAGAACAUAGAGUUUGCACUUUAGACAACAUUUAACACCAGUUGAUGGGUAACUGCAUUGCUUCUCAUAAAGUUCAAAAUAAAGAUUUAUUUUCAAA
Molecule: messenger RNA, 1576 nt
Organism: Anolis carolinensis (green anole)
Lineage: Eukaryota; Metazoa; Chordata; Lepidosauria; Squamata; Anolidae
Gene: nme7
Product: NME/NM23 family member 7
Exons: 12
Coding region: 192-1322 (376 amino acids)
Biological process (GO): CTP biosynthetic process; UTP biosynthetic process; GTP biosynthetic process
Cellular component (GO): centrosome
Molecular function (GO): ATP binding; nucleoside diphosphate kinase activity
Source: RefSeq, a predicted model, not a curated record